Molecule: messenger RNA, 2692 nt
Organism: Menidia menidia (Atlantic silverside)
Lineage: Eukaryota; Metazoa; Chordata; Actinopteri; Atheriniformes; Atherinopsidae
Source: the annotation of a GenBank genome assembly
CAUGCGAUUGGCCCACGGACUUCCGUAUGUUUUAGCAAGAGAAGCAUGGCAGCUGAUCCGUGGAACAGAGUAAACAUUCCAUUUCCUAGUGCCGUUUCCAUUGUCAGUGUACAGUUUACCACAUCGACAGUGGACACCAUUAAAGCCCUGUGUAUGGAAAACGACAAGGUUCUGCAACUUCUACGGAGUGAGAUUUUCCAGACGGAGGUUCGAGUUCUCUACGAGCUGAUGUACAUCCUCAACAACAGCUACAGGGGAAACAAGACCCUCAAGGGCUUACAGCAGGUUGAACAGUGCAUUAACAGACUGAAGCUCAUGAAGCUUGAUGGAGCCCUUCAGGAGCUGGCAGAUCUGUGUCCAAAUAAGUUGCAAAGAACACUGAGCAUCAAGAGGGGCCACGGUGAUGUUCCGAGCCAACCCAUGCUGGAAUGGACCUGUCUCAAGGUCCUGGGAGCUGCUCAGCUGCUGAGCUGCUCACUUACUCGGUGCAGCAGAGCUUUUAUAGUUUCAAAGCAGCAGAUGAAGUGGGAGGAGUUUCUCAUCCUGAAUAUGGUUAUAACCAGCAUGCUCAGUCGUCUGUGGGUGAUUCUUCGGGGUGUGCUGGUCAGCCUCUCCGCUCUGUACCUUCAGCUGCUGGAGCUCCUGGGAGAAGUGGCCCUGUCCCAGCCCAUGCCCUACCUCACCGAUGUCUCCCUACCAGCAGAUAUGACUCAGUUCCUGGGUCCAUCGUAUGCAAGCAUACUGAAAAGACACCCAGCAUACAGUUCCAGUGCCAAACACCUGAAGAUAAAGGGGCACAGAGGGAAGAUGGCUUCAGUUAAACCUAUCCACAAGAAACAGAGAGGGAAGGCUAAAGAAGACCUGGGUGUCUCUGUAGAAAGAAGUUUUCCUAUGGAGACAGAUAUCAGGCCCCCUUUUAACAUUUUUAAGAAGGUUGAAUCUAUCCUGGGAGAAUCACACAGAAGUGGCGAGAGACAAAAAUUCAAGAAACAAGUGAGAGAAGCUCAAACAUUCUCAUGCAUGUCGGACCGUCUAGAGGAAAUAAUUGUGUGGUGCCGAGCCCAGAGGAUGGGAAAGGAGAAAGGCCUUCUGACCUUCCUGCGUUUAAAGUGCCAGAAGAUGAAAUCCCUGGAGGCUGCUGGAUACAACAUCCAGAAGAAACUGCAGUCCUUCAGACGGGAAAUUUUCUGGGUUUUAUCUCCUAAAGGAUCAACACCAAAGAUAUUUCGUCCCCCCAUAUCCCCGAGGAGAAAUGGUCGCCUGAAGAGUCGCUUACAAACACUGAAGAGACGGUUUGCGUCUUCUAAAGUCAGGACUGGUGUUAAAAAGAAGGGACUGGAGGGAAAACGGAAGAAAACUGAACUGACAGUUGCUGGACUUUCAAAGGAUUGCCAGGAAAGAAGAAGUACGCUCAGCGGGAAAUUUCAGAUAUCUGACAGCGAUGACGACAUUGAUGAUAUAUUUGCCUCUGUGGGCUUGUGAUACCUUCACCAAAACUCUGUCUUAGUCAUACUAAGAAAAGAUGUGAAUCUCUCUUUUGAUUUAAUGUUAAGUUUUUUAGAACUUCUGCACAAGGAACAGCAGGAAUGUUAGCUGAUGUAUUGACUGACAUCAGCCAAAGACAACAGACCGCUUGUGGCAAAAUAAAAACAAUGAACAAAGGCAGGAUUAAAGGUCAGAUUGACUCUUGGUAGUCUCUCAAAAUGGCACCAUCUGUUUUGGAUGUUGCCAUGUUAACUCUUAAGGUCAGAUCUCAUUUCAGUUAUUAUUUCCCAUCAGCAACUGUGGUGUUUUCUCAUUUGCAUGAAUAAACUGAAUGGUUUAAAUAGCUCGUUUGAAUGGCAGAUGAGCUGGUUUUUAAGUUUCAGACUUGAUAUAGAGCCAAGCAUCUGCAGGGAUUGAUUGCUCCUUGGAUAAAAUGCCACCAAGUAAGCUUCCUUAUUAUUAUUUCUGGCACCAUCUAGUGGUACUGAUGCUCUAACAAGCAUUGGCCUGAACUCAUUCAUUAUUAGUUCCAGGUUGCUCAUUGAUCUUUAAGAAUGUAGAGCAAGCCCCAAACCUGUUAAUGGAUAUAUGUGGCACAAUACAAUGUUGAUGUCAGGCAUUUUAUCUAGAGCGGAAUUGGUGUUCCUGCAGAAACAAAAAGCAGAUGUGAAUUUGGCUGCAGUAGCAUGUGUUGGUAGACAUCAGCUCUUUGGGAGUUUUUAGGAAGUGCGUUGACAUUGAAGCCUUUAAUGUAUGAGACAGAACUAACUGUGACUGCUGAGAGAAGGAAGUUCAAGAGUGCUUCACUGGUAGUUCUGUUUUCCAUCGUUUCAGUUGUCAUAACAUAGAACAUCUCCACUGCUUGAUUAGUUUGAGUCCUCAGAUAUUUUUGUAAACUAGUCUGGAUGAACGGUCUCCCCUUUUCUGGAGCUCACUGUAUUACGUAAAACAUAGUGAUUACAAUAUAAAUACUGAAGAAGUAGAGAACUUCCCAUAUUCUGGAUAUGAGUAAUACUGCAACAGCUUCCUGUUUGUCUAUGUGCCUUUUCAGCUGCCUUCCUGAUUACCACGCAUUGCCAUUUGGCCAGCGAAGCAAACUGUAAGGGUAAUGGUUACGUGCCAUUCUGUCUAUUCCUGUAAGCCAAUAAACAAUUAAUAGCCCAUAGUUUCUACUAGGCAGUCUUUCAUUGGCACAUGGUUGAGCUCA